GUAGUUUUGCUUCCGUGUCAUUUACUAAGAAACGUUGGAGACGAUUUUUAACCAGCAAAACGUGAGUUUGCUGACAUGAGAGUUAAUGUUCACUGCUUUAUACGAGCUCCUUGGAACAUGAUUUUAGUUUUUUAAGCUUCUUCAUACCUACCAGGAUGGAUCUUGGUAAGGCAAAGCUGCUCAGGACAGGUCUCAACACACUGCACCAAGCCAUCCACCCUGUGCACGGCAUCGCUUGGACAGAUGGCAAGCAAGUCUGCCUAACAUCUCUCUACUUUAUCAACGGCGACGUGAAGUUUGGUGACACAAACGUCAUCGGGCAGUUUGAGCAUGUCUUCGGACUCUUCUGGGGCCCCCUGUGCUGCUCUGAUUCUCCCGCCUUGCUGGCUGUGCAGCACAAGAAGCAUGUCACCGUGUGGCAACUGCAGCUCAGCGCUCUCGAACAGAACAAGCUGCUGUGCACGCAGACCUGUGAGAUGAGCGAGCCUUUCCCCUUGCUUUCACAAGGCUGCGUUUGGCACCCUAAACUGGACAUUCUUGCUGUGCUGACUAAGAGAGACACCUCCGUGCUGUUUUCUGUCAGGGUGGACAACAGGAGAAUCAAAGCAGAUAUCAAAGGUAGUGGACUCAUCCACUGUGCAUGCUGGACUAAGGAUGGCACACGCCUGGUGGUGGCUAUAGGCAGUGCCCUUCACUCCUACAUCUGGAAUGACAUCCAAAAGAGUCUGUUGGCCUGUUCCUUCUGUCCCAUCUUUGACGUGGGAGGCUAUAUCUGUGCCAUUGAGGCCACCGGGGAAGCCCAAGUAGCUGUGGCUACUGAGCUGCCGCUGGAUAAAUUAUGUGGGUUAAAUGCUGGCAUAGCAUUCGACUUGCCAACAGAGACAGAGGCCCUGCACAGCCAUGGCUCUCACAUGUCAGAUGAUGACAGCCUUCUGGAAUCGAGGAGAAGAUCCUUCGAAUCGGAAAGGUCCUACAUCCCUAGCUCAGGUCCUCUUGAUCUUACCCAUCUUUUGGCGAGACACCGUCGCUCUGACCCCAGCCCCCUUAUCCACUUGCGUCGCAGGGACACAGUGACAGGCUCUGGGCAGGACUCCUCGCACCUCAUUCUGGUUACCUAUGAGCGAAAGGUCACCACCACUCGUAAAGUCAGCAUUCCAGGGAUUUUGGUCCCAGACAUUGUGGCUUUUGAUCCCCAUUGUUCCACAGUUGCUGUUGCAUCAAACACAUGCAACAUGGUUCUUGUGUACUGCAUCACAGCCUCCACGAUGCCAAACAUACAGCAGAUCUCUCUGCAGCAGAACGAGAGACCCAAAGGAGUCUGUUUCCUCAGCGAUAAGAUUUUACUGUUGAUGGUGGGUCGACAGAAGUCCAACGACCCCGCUUUCCUCCCAUCUGCUAACACUGACAAAUAUAUUCUUCAUCUCAUAGCCAAAGAGUUGAUCUACGAUGGAGAGUCGCCUAUGUCUUCUAUCAUACCAUCCCCCUCUGCUCAGAGCCAUGAGUCCACCUCUAAUUUCUGCACAGGGAUUAGGAGGCACUCAGAGCACCUGUCAAAGGAUGACAGAGAGCGCCCAGGGAUAAAAGACUUGAUACUGCCUGGAAGGGGGGUUGUUUGCUCACCGGGGAACAGACGAAGAUUGGUCGAGGAGGUGAGGAGCAGCGAGCACAGCCCCAUCACCAGCUCUGUGGACUUAUCAGACAGAGCCCCGUCCAGUGCCUCUUCAGUUACAGUGGAAAACUUUGACAUGGACCACGUCAGCCGCAUGGCCAGCUUGGCGGUGGCCGGACAGGUCAGCAGAGAUUCCAGCCGAGCCAGUUCUCCUCGCUUCGAACCGUCUGACAAGAUCCACACAGAGCCGACGCUGCCUAUGCCCGAAAAGACUCCUGGCAAGGCCAAGGAGCGCGCGCUGGAGCAGCUCGUUCACAACAUGGAAAGACUUUUUACGCGCUUUGCAGAAGUGCAGCAGUGCCUGACAGAAAUCCGAGAUUACACUCAGAAUGGCAAAAAGGCCCCAAGUGUCUACCCUAAUGCCAGCGAACCCCCGUAUGUCAAUGUCACAUGCCAGAAGCAGUUGUCAGAAAAUGUUUUCAUUGACGAGCGGAGGCCGGUGCUGCUGUGUGACGGGAAGCUGUGUCUACGUGCACUUCAAGACCUCUUCAACCUUACCAUUGUGGAGAUGAUGUAUGGACCGUUGUGGGUUGUUCUUGUGGCAGAUGCAGAUGGCUUUGUGCCUCUGACAUUUAAGCCCAAGGAGGAGCUCACGGUGCGAAACGGGAAGCGGAAAUCAACUCUGCGGACUCCCGUGAGUCCAGAGAACUCUUGCCCAUCCAGUCCAGCCCCCAGCCAAAGCCCAAACACAACCACAGAGGCCUCCGUGUAGCCACUCCUAACGCACAGUUCAAUAUAUGGACUCACAAAACAAUGUCCCUCUGUUACCAUGAUGUAUUUGACUGUCACUUCCAGAGUGAUGAAAUGGACCACAGCUGUAUGACAGAAUUACUCUUGUGUGUGUUGAAAUGACAGCCGUUUGAUAAGAGAUGCUCAUUGCACUCCAUGCAUUGUUUACAUUUUCUUCUUUUUAAAAAAAAUAAACCUGUGCAGUUCGUGUUUUUGCUGAAGCAGGACGUGCUGAUUAGUCCGGCAGCAGUUCUGAGUACGUUUUAGAUGUGUUUGGGACGUGUUUCUGAUUGUUCUGAUGUCUUCUUAUAUGAACAAAUGGAGGCUAAUGGUCUUUUCUUGAAGCAGAAGUAGAUGUAUGAAAUUCAGGUUUUACACUUAAAAUGUCAAGUUUAGCACUUUACCACCUCAAAUGUUCUGUCUGACCUCGUAUUACAUCCCCCUGGAAUUUUAACACGUUCAGGAAAACCCACGUGACCACUAGAGGGGGCAACAGUCAACAGUAACUUUUCUCUCAUGGUGAUACCCUGCUGUUAGGACCGCUGUGGUUUGUUUUGAAAGUCCAAAGAAAGGAAUGUUUGGGGAGCUUUCUGAAAAUUAAAUUUGUAUAUGUAGUGCUUCUU
Molecule: messenger RNA, 3021 nt
Organism: Oreochromis aureus
Lineage: Eukaryota; Metazoa; Chordata; Actinopteri; Cichliformes; Cichlidae
Product: WD repeat and coiled coil containing
Exons: 4
Coding region: 156-2381 (741 amino acids)
Molecular function (GO): kinase binding
Source: RefSeq, a predicted model, not a curated record